AUGAAGAACAAGGAACACACCAGGCAGGUCCGGAUGUGUCUGUGUGUCUCUUGUGUGUGUGUCUCUGUGUGUGUGUCUGUGUGUGUCUGUGUGUGUCCAGUGUGUAACCUGGCCACUGAGCAUCGCUGUGGAGACGGCCGCUGUGUGUCCAGAGACUGGCUGUGUGACGGAGACCACGACUGUCUGGACAAGAGCGACGAGCUCAACUGCUCCUGUAAGAGCCAGGGUCUGUUGGAGUGCAGGAACGGCCAGUGUGUCCCGUCAGCGUUUCGUUGUGACGGAGAAGACGACUGUAAAGACGGCAGCGACGAGGAGCACUGCAGCCGAGAGCAGACUCAGGGUGUGUGUGCCCCCGGUCAGCCCAGCUGUAUCUCCACUUCCUGUCCGUCAGCGUGCGGGGGCAGCGCCGCCUGUGACCCCCGAACCAACAGCAACAACAACUGCACCCACUGUGAGCCCAUCAGCCUGGAGCUGUGCAUGAAUCUGCCCUACAACCAGACCAGCUACCCCAACUACCUGGGCCACCUGUCCCAGAGAGAGAGCUCCGUGUCCUGGGAGGCCUCCCUGUUCCCCGCCCUGGUCCAGACCGGCUGCUACCAGUUCCUCAUGUUCUACGCAUGCACGCUGCUCGUCCCCAAGUGUGACCCGGUCAGCCUGCAGAAGGUCCCGCCCUGCAGGUCUUUGUGUCGUAAUGCGAAGGAGAAGUGUGAGUCGGUGCUCGGCAUCGUGGGGUUGACGUGGCCGGAGGACUCGGACUGUAGUCAGUUUCCAGAGGAGGGAGGAAACACCAGCUGUCUGCUGCCAGAGGACGGGGUGGACGAGUGCUCCCCGAGCCACUUCAAGUGCCGGUCGGGCCGCUGCGUGCUCGCCUCCAAACGCUGCGACGGGCACCUGGACUGUGACGACCACAGCGACGAGGACAACUGUGGCUGCUCUGAGCGCGCUCUGUGGGAGUGCCCCGGCAGUAAGGUGUGCAUCAAAGCCAGCAUGAUCUGUGAUGGGUUCCCAGACUGCCCUCUGCUGGUGGACGAGACUAACUGCUCGGUGUGCCGAGAUAACGAGCUGUCCUGCAACAACCAUCAGUGUGUUCACCGGACGCUGUGGUGCGACGGAAAGAAACACUGUUCAGACAGCUCUGAUGAAUGGAACUGUGAGUUCCUUCUUGUUUCUAUGAGGAACGUCGGUGCUCUACACGUCCUGGAGAAGAGAAGCCACGCGUGUCAUUCCAGGAGGAGAGUGUCCGUGCUGUGUACCAGAGAAGAGUGUGGGCUGCGUCCUGCAGUAGGUCUCCACCCCCUCAGGAAGAAGAGGAUUCUGGGAGGUCGUGUGUCGCGGCAGGGCUCGUGGCCGUGGCAGUGCUCGCUGCAGAGCGGGCCGAGCGGCCACGUCUGUGGCUGCGUGCUCAUCCACCGCCGCUGGGCUCUGACGGUCGCUCACUGCUUCGAGGGGAGGGAGAGUGCGGAGCUGUGGAAGGUGGUGCUGGGUCUGAAUAACCUGGAUCAUCCGGGGGUUCACAGUCAGAGCCGCGGGGUGCGCUCCAUCAUCGUGCACCCGCGGUACAACCGGGCGGUGGUCGACUACGACAUCAGCGUGGUGCAGCUGGACUCUGAGGUGGAGGAGACGGCGUUCGUCAGACCGGUGUGUCUGCCUCGGCCGUCUCAGCUCCCUUCUCCUGACUCCUACUGUUACAUCACAGGCUGGGGACACAUGGGCAACAGGAGUCAGUACUCUCUCACACACACACACACACACACUAUUCGUAUUGAUCAAUGUGUCAGUUUAGCCGACAUGAAGACUAUAACUCCCAGAAUGCUUUGCGCCGGCUACGACGCUGGAACCGUUGACUCCUGCAUGGGUGACAGCGGGGGCCCGUUGGUGUGUGAGCAGGACGGGGGCCACUGGACUCUGUUCGGCCUGACCUCGUGGGGUAGUGUGUGCUUCAGCAAGGUGCUCGGGCCCGGAGUGUACAGCAACGUUACACACUUCACCCCCUGGAUCCAGCAACAGAUCUACAUACACACGUACCUGAGGGACUGACACACACACACACACACACACACACACACA
Messenger RNA from Perca fluviatilis (European perch), 2067 nucleotides. It is a transcript of the gene corin, whose product is annotated as corin, serine peptidase. The transcript has 18 exons. Gene Ontology annotation, biological process: proteolysis; acrosome reaction. Bases 1 to 2037 code for a protein of 678 amino acids. Gene Ontology annotation, molecular function: serine-type endopeptidase activity; protein binding. The record is from RefSeq and is a predicted model, not a curated record. NCBI's taxonomy places the organism in Eukaryota, Metazoa, Chordata, Actinopteri, Perciformes, Percidae.